This is a messenger RNA of Botrytis deweyae, 330 nucleotides long. RefSeq lists its product as uncharacterized. The record is from RefSeq and is a predicted model, not a curated record. The coding region runs from base 1 to 330 and encodes 109 amino acids. NCBI's taxonomy places the organism in Eukaryota, Fungi, Ascomycota, Leotiomycetes, Helotiales, Sclerotiniaceae. The transcript has 2 exons.
AUGCCACCCUGUCGCCCCAAUAUCGCCGGCGACUUUGAUAGAUAUUUCGGAAACGUGAGCGAUCUACGAAAUUGGCAGCAAUUGUGCGCGGAUGUGAGAAUUCCUCAAGCGUGGAAUUUGGGGAGUAUUAAUGCUUGUAGAAAGGCGCUCUCCAAAGUCCACGUCAAUAUCUGUCAACUGUUGGAAUCCUUUCAGACUGGUGUUCCCGUGCGCCUUUUCUCAACUAGGGAUGAGCUUCUUGCGUAUACGAUCAAGAAACAUAAGUUUUAUCCAUUGAGUGAGGCGAAGAAAGGGGGGCCGGUUAGGGGAUUGCUUUUUAAGAGGGGAUAG